Adineta ricciae is the source of this 678-nucleotide messenger RNA. Lineage: Eukaryota; Metazoa; Rotifera; Eurotatoria; Adinetida; Adinetidae. The record is from the annotation of a GenBank genome assembly.
AUGAAUCCGUCGAUGGAACCACAAGCAUUCGGCGCCGGCCGAGCUGGCUCGGCAUUCGAUGCAAUUGAAUUUCUGAAAAAGCCUCAAGUUAUCUUACGCAUUGUUGCUUGGGUUUUCGCUAUUAUUGUCUUUGCAUGUAUUGCACAAGAAGGAUAUGCAAAUAAUCAAUGCCGCUACAAUAAUUCUGGUGCUUGUGGAUACGGUAUUGCUAUUGGUGUGAUCGCAUUUCUUUUAACCAUAGCAUUUACCGGACUCGAUGUUUAUUUUCCAAAUAUUGCGAAUAUCAAAACACGAAAGAUCAUUGUGGUAACUGAAUUGAUCAUAUCAGCAAUUAUGGUGUUCUUAUGGUUCAUCGGAUUCUGCUAUUUAGCGGAUCAAUGGCGACAACAGGAUCCCAAAGAUAUGCCAGGAUGGAAUGGUCGCAAUAGCGUUCAAGCAGCUAUCGCUUUUUCAUUCUUCUCAAUUCUAGCUUGGGGCGGACUGGUAUUUUUCACAUUUCGUCGUUAUCGCGAAGGUGUCUCAAAUUUAUUCAGUUCAGGCUAUGAAGAUCAUUCGACAGGUGGCGGACAGACAUACGCUGGUUAUCCACCAGCCGGUAAUAAUCCAGGUAGCUUUUCUCAACCGCCAUUUACUGCUACUCAACAAGCACAAUCGAAUUAUCAACCGCCAGCCUACUAA